AUGGGUCUUGCCCAUAAGGCCACCCACUACUUUGCAAGCUGUGAACAUCAUGGAUGGGCAUUGCUCCAUCUCCUCAACCGUGUGUACUGCAUCCCCAAGAUCGCCAACCAAGCGAGCCAGGAUCAAACGCUGAGUCUCAUACUUCAUGUCUGCCGCGGGCUCGCUUUGGAUGAAUGCAGGGGCAUGCUGAAGGGCAUGCGAUUUGAGACUUGCGGGCCAGGCCUCUUGCGUCAGCUCAUCGGCAUCAUGAUCCGCAGCUUUGAACUGUUUCACGGCCUUCCCUUCUCGCAGAAGGCGUUUCCCAAGAACGUCUAUGGCGUGCAGUUUUCGCCAUGCGCGUUGGAUCACUGCUGCGAAAUAAUCUUCGUCAGCCGCGUGUCCAACUGUUGUGUUGAUUCUGGGGAGGAGGUUUGGUCUUGCAAACUCCGGCCACCAUUCCUGCACGGAACUUUGCAACCCAGCUUCAAGGUCUACAUCAAGGUCGUCCCUGUUGCCUACAUUGCCCCCAAUUUUGGAAAAGCAUGCCCGAAAGGCCGCCAGUACACCACAGCACUUUGGCCAAAGGAACCUGACAGCAGAUAG
Molecule: messenger RNA, 582 nt
Organism: Symbiodinium natans
Lineage: Eukaryota; Dinophyceae; Suessiales; Symbiodiniaceae
Source: the annotation of a GenBank genome assembly